AUGCAAUGUUACAGCGAAAUAUCAAAUGAAAAAGAAAAGAUUGAACGGAUGCAAGCAGAACGGAAGCUUCUUGAGUUAGAAACUUUCGAAAUUCUACCGAAAUACGAAAUCGAACUUGAAUACAUCAUGUACAGACUAGAUACUAUUAGUCGUGAAUAUGGACUUAAAAUUAAUGCACAGAAGACCAAGGUAAUGAUAAUCGAUCGAAUUAGAAAUAACCAGCCGGAAAUACGAAACGUAGCGGGGUUUGAAGUGGUAAACCGUUUCAAUUACUUAGGUUCUCUUAUCACAAACAAUGGUGGAUGCGAAGAAGAAAUACCCCGACGCCUUACAAUGGCCAGAUCAGCAACGGUCAAACUCACUAAAAUAUGGAAAGAUCCGGCCAUAACCAGGAACACGAAACUGCGCCUGGUACGGAAGCUUACCUUUCCUCUCGCUACCUAUGCUUCAGAAACUUGGACCAUUAAAAAGUCCGACUCACGACAUAUAAUGGCUUUUGAAAUGUGGGUAUAUCGUAGAAUUAUGCGCAUACCCUAG
This is a messenger RNA of Diabrotica virgifera virgifera (western corn rootworm), 537 nucleotides long. RefSeq lists its product as uncharacterized. The transcript has a single exon. The record is from RefSeq and is a predicted model, not a curated record. The coding region runs from base 1 to 537 and encodes 178 amino acids. NCBI's taxonomy places the organism in Eukaryota, Metazoa, Arthropoda, Insecta, Coleoptera, Chrysomelidae.